Messenger RNA from Microthlaspi erraticum, 2091 nucleotides. NCBI's taxonomy places the organism in Eukaryota, Viridiplantae, Streptophyta, Magnoliopsida, Brassicales, Brassicaceae. The record is from the annotation of a GenBank genome assembly.
AUGCCGCUCUACGACUGUAUGCUUCUGUUCAAGCCAAUUGUUCGGAAGGAAGGCCUCAUCGAGCUCGUCGCGCGAAUCGGGAAACACGUUUACAAUAGAAAUGGCGUCCUCACCGAGGUCAAAUCCUUUGGCAAGGUCGAAUUGGGUUACGGUAUUCGGAAGCUCGACGGAAGACACUAUCAGGGACAACUGAUGCAGAUAACAAUGAUGGCAACUCCAAACAUGAACAAGGAGCUUCACUACCUCAACAAAGAAGACAAACUUCUGCGCUGGCUCCUCGUUAAACACCGUGGCAUUGAGAUUGGAUCAACGGAGCGUGAAGAUGAGUCUAACAGACUUACUAAUACCACCACAUUUGAUGAAUCUUCAUCUGACGAAGACGACGAUAUUUUUAGGUUGAUAUACUUUUCAAGGUAUAGAAAAGUAUGGAUUGUUCAGAGGAUUCUUCUGUACUUCAAGAGCCUCCUGACCCCGAAGUGCUCGAAGUUGAUCCAACUUAUCGAUAUAUACGGUUAUAAGGCGUUUGAUGAAGUAGAUGGAAUCGAAGUAGCGUGGAACCAAGUACGAAUAGAUGAUGUUUUGCAGUCACCGAAUUCUCUAGAGAGGCUUUAUUCCGAAGUGCGUCUUUUGAAAUCAUUGAAACACGGCAAUAUCAUUAGGUUCUAUAACUCAUGGAUCGAUGACAAGAACAAGACUGUCAACAUAAUCACUGAGCUUUUCACUUCUGGGAGUCUCCGACACUACCGUAAGAAACACAGAAAGGUGAAUAUGAAGGCAGUGAAAUGUUGGGCGAGACAGAUUUUAACAGGGUUGAGAUAUCUUCACAGUCAAGAGCCGCCUAUUAUACAUCGUGACCUCAAAUGUGAUAACAUUUUCAUCAAUGGAAACCAUGGAGAAGUCAAAAUAGGUGAUCUUGGUCUUGCCACUGUCAUGGAGCAAGCAAAUGCCAAAAGUGUCAUUGGAACACCAGAGUUUAUGGCACCGGAGCUAUACGAUGAGAACUACAACGAGCUGGCUGAUAUAUAUUCAUUUGGGAUGUGUAUGUUGGAGAUGGUGACAUUUGAAUACCCUUACUGUGAAUGCAAAAACUCUGCUCAGAUUUACAAGAAGGUCUCAUCGGGAAUAAAACCUGCUUCACUCUCUAGGGUUCAAGACCAAGAAGUGAAGCAGUUUAUUGAGAAAUGCUUACUUCCUGCAUCCGAGAGGUCAUCAGCAAAAGAUCUUCUCUUGGACCCUUUUCUUCAGGUGAAUGGUUUAACGAUGAACAACCCUUUGCCACUUCCGGACAUUGUAAUGCCCAAAGAAGGUGCGUUUGGAGAGCGUUGCCUUAUGUCUGAAGGCCCUCCUACAGCAAGGCGUAGCAUACCCAUGUCUAUAGAUCUCGAUGAAGACAAUAACCUUCCCAUUGUUACUUACAGCGAAAACUCAGGAUCCAGGUGUAUUGAGGUUAGACGCGCAAAGAGAGGGAACUUCUUUGUUCUCAAGGGUGAAGAAAACGAUGAACACUCUGUCUCACUGAUUCUUCGUAUAGUAGAUGAGAAUGGACGUGUGAGGAACAUUCAUUUCUUGUUCUAUCAAGAAGGUGACACUGCUUCUAAGGUGUCGAGUGAGAUGGUUGAGCAACUCGAGCUAACUGAUCAGAACGUCACGUUUAUAGCCGAACUGAUCGAUAUAUUACUGGUGAACAUGAUACCAACUUGGGAAACCGAUGUGACGGUGGAUCAUCUCAUCCAUUCGCAGCUGAAUCAGAGCUCAAGAAGUCAUCACAGUGAAGCCAAGGCACAGAGGCAAGAGGAGCCUGCUUUUCAUGAUGCUUGUGAGUCGGUUAGUCACUCUUGGGCAUCGGAUUGCCCAAGAUCAGAUGAGGAAGAUAAGCAGUGUGUUGAUGCAAGUAAAGGAGAAGAAGAAGAAGAAGAAGAAGAGGCAACAGAACCGGUAAGUUUGGAGGAAGAGGAAAGUUUGAGACAGCAACUUGAGGAGAUAGAAGCUAAGUAUGAAGAAGAGAUGAAAGAGAUAGGAAAGAAAAGAGAAGAAGCAAUAAUGGAGACGAAGAAAAAGCUGUCGCAGAAGAAGGUGGAACAAGCUGAUUAA